CUCAGACAGACGUCAGACUCCCGCCGGAAGGAAGCGGAGGAGCGCACGCGAGGCGGCCGGCGGAGGAGCUGGGGAGAACGUUGGAGCAUCCGUAACCCGGUGGUCAUGUUUCUGCAGUAUUAUCUCAACGAGGAUGGAGAGCGCGUGUAUACGCUCAAGAAGUUUGACCCUCUGGGACAGCAGACCUGCUCAGCCCAUCCUGCUCGCUUCUCCCCCGACGACAAGUACUCGCGCCACCGCAUCACCAUCAAGAAGCGCUUCAAGGUGCUCAUGACCCAGCAGCCGCGUCCUGUGCUCUGAGGGGCUCCCUGAGACCAUGUGACCUCCGCCCCCCGCAGCCCCUCCCGGA
Messenger RNA from Ochotona princeps (American pika), 349 nucleotides. It is a transcript of the gene NOP10, whose product is annotated as NOP10 ribonucleoprotein. Gene Ontology annotation, molecular function: box H/ACA snoRNA binding; telomerase RNA binding. Gene Ontology annotation, biological process: snRNA pseudouridine synthesis; positive regulation of telomerase RNA localization to Cajal body; rRNA pseudouridine synthesis. Gene Ontology annotation, cellular component: box H/ACA telomerase RNP complex; box H/ACA snoRNP complex. Lineage: Eukaryota; Metazoa; Chordata; Mammalia; Lagomorpha; Ochotonidae. The record is from RefSeq and is a predicted model, not a curated record. The transcript is spliced from 2 exons. The coding region runs from base 106 to 300 and encodes 64 amino acids.